This is a messenger RNA of Podospora pseudopauciseta, 1336 nucleotides long. It is a transcript of the gene PEX19, whose product is annotated as Peroxisome chaperone and import receptor. Gene Ontology annotation, cellular component: peroxisomal membrane; peroxisome. The record is from RefSeq and is a predicted model, not a curated record. The coding region runs from base 1 to 1128 and encodes 375 amino acids. Lineage: Eukaryota; Fungi; Ascomycota; Sordariomycetes; Sordariales; Podosporaceae. Gene Ontology annotation, biological process: protein import into peroxisome membrane. The transcript has 3 exons.
AUGUCGGAACAGCAAACCAACAGCGCUGCGGCACCUGCCGCUGCUGCUGCUGCUGUUGCUGUCAAGCCAGAUGCGACUCUCCCCACCACAACCACUACUCCGGCCGCUACUAUCACUACCCCAGCUGUUCAAGAUGGGAAGAAAGCAGUAACAGUUGAAGAUGUCGCCGAUGACGACGACGACGUCCCCGACCCGGAUGAAGACGACCUGGAUGAUCUGGACGACAUGCUCGAGGAAUUCAACGCCGUCAAACUUGGACCCCCCUCCAAGCCCCCAGCAGCCGCCCCAUCCCUAGGCCCAGAACGCCCCCCGGCCAGUGGUGACGGUGGUGACCUCCCCCUGGACGAAGAUGAAUUCGCCCGCCAGCUCCAAGCAGGCAUGGCCGACCUUCUAGGUGAAAUCGAGUCCUCCCCCGAGAUGCAAGCCCAGUUCGAGUCCAUCUUCAAGGAGCUCGGCGCCGCUGCCUCCGCCGCUGCCUCCCCAGAUCCCAAAUCCCCCUCAGCAGGAGCUGCUGCUGCUGCUGCCCCAACUCCCCCCGUUGUCCCCCCCCCUAAUAUCCGCCCCCCAUCUAGCAGCGGCAGCGGUGCCGGCGGUGCUGAAGCCUCCUUUCAAGAAACCAUCCGUCGCACCAUGGAGCGGAUGCAAACUUCGGGGGAGCAAGCUACUGCUGCUGCCGCCGCGGAGGGAUCAGACGACUUCCUUGCGGAGCUCCUCAAGCAAAUGCAGGCUGGCGGUGGCGGGCUGGGUGAUCUCGGUGGGGAGGGGAGUGAAGAGGAGUUUUCCAAGAUGCUCCUAGGUAUGAUGGAGCAGCUCACCAACAAGGAGAUCCUCUACGAGCCGAUGAAGGAGCUGCACGACAAGUUCCCCGAAUGGCUGGAGAAGAAUCGCGACAAGACGUCGGCCGAAGAUCUCAAACGAUAUGAGGAGCAGCAGGGGCUUGUGGCGGAAAUUGUGGGCAAGUUUGAGGAGGCGGGGUACAGUGAUGAGAAGCCGGCGGAUAGGGAGUAUAUUGUUGAUCGGAUGCAAAAGAUGCAAGCAAGUGGUCAGCCGCCAGCGGAUUUGGUGGGGGAUAUGCCCUCUACGCAAGACGCGCUCGCCAUGCCAGAUGAGGGGUGUGCUCCUCAGUAGAGGUUGGGAAACGAUACUAUCAUAGAUGGUUGAUUUUCAGUUUGUCAUGUUCGACCAUUUGAAAGAGAGCGAGAUUUGUUGUCUUUAUAACUGUUGAGCUUGUUAGAUAUCUAGCGCUGGGCACACAUGUUUGUUUUAGUUCAUCACCGAAACCCACGGAUUGUACACAAGUAUACAACAGAACAGAAUUAUGAUUCGCAAAGCUCCC